Molecule: messenger RNA, 646 nt
Organism: Nylanderia fulva
Lineage: Eukaryota; Metazoa; Arthropoda; Insecta; Hymenoptera; Formicidae
Gene: Pomp
Product: proteasome maturation protein
Biological process (GO): proteasome assembly
Cellular component (GO): cytoplasm; nucleus
Source: RefSeq, a predicted model, not a curated record
GAACGUCGAUUGCGAAUCCAGCCAAAGGUGACUCUUGACGUAUUCGUGGAUUCGUAAUAAUUCCUUGCUCGUGUGAAUUGUUUUGCCAGUUUAUUCUUCUACGCGAAUUUUUAAGCGAAAAAAAUGAGUUUCGGCUUGCCAUCACUCAUACCGAAGUCUACUGUACCUGAGAAAUUUGACAUUAAAGGUGGAACUAAUUAUGGUGUACCCAAUCCCAUGAUAUCAGGUUUGUCAGCAACUAGACAAAGCAUUGGUCAUGCACAUCCUUUGGAAGCUUCAGAAAAAAAUUAUGUGAAAAAUCAAGAUCGCAUGAACAUGAUAUUGCUUAGGAAUACACAAGGCUUACAUGCACCAUUGCGCAUGGCGAUGGAAUUGAAAGCCACAGAAAAGAUUGGAAGACUUCCAUUUCUAUCAUCAUCCAACAUGAUGCGAGAUGUCUUGCUUGGACGAGAUCAAGAUAUAGGAUUUGAAGAUAUUUUCAAUACUCCGGAAUUCAGAGAACAAAUGGGACAGCCACAUGCUGUUGUAGAAAAUCAUCUUGGAAUAUUAUAAGAAUUAAGCAUGCAACAAUUGCGUCUUUUAAUAAAAAUGCAAAUUAAUAUAGAAUUAAUAAGAAUUAUUAAUAAACACUACUUUUUAUAAGUUA